GAAAAAAAAACCAGGAGAAAGUGCAGGCACACGGGAGCUCCCCCCCCCUCCUACACAGCGCGUCGCCCUUCGCUCGGAGGCUAUCUGGAGCUCCAAACAAAACAGCCUCUCCUCCGCACUGACCCCUGCCCAGGGACGCGCCGCGCUCUCCAGCCAGCGGUCAUGGCCACGACGCUGUCGGGCUGCCGCUGUCGGGGUGCGAGCCUCCGCGGCAACAGCAGAAGCAACUGCAGCAGCCACAGCCACAGCAGCAACAGCAACAGCAUCCUUUACAGCAUUCUUAAGAGUGACAGAGAGGAACAACAACACCAAACGCUACAUAACUUACUCCAAAGCCACAGGACCUCCUCCUCAUCCUCGUCCGCCUCUUCUGUCGCCUCCGGGCCGGCGUGGCGACAUCAGGAGCAGCAACAGCAGUGCUCCUGCGGGACAACGCGGCGCCGCGGGCUCCUGCGCUCCCCGCAGGUGACCUGCAAAGCAGCCUCCGCCAUCCUGGUCAAGACGCUGCGAUUCGUCAAGAACGUGCCGUGCUUCAGGGAGCUGCCCGAGGAUGAGCAGGUGGUCCUGAUCCGGAGCGGCUGGGCGCCCCUGUUGGUGCUCGGGUUGGCCCAGGACCGAGUGGACUUUGAGACCACGGAGACUGUGGAGCCGAGCAUGCUGCAGCGGAUUCUCACCGGGGCACCCCAAAGUCAGAGCGAAUCAGCGGCGGCGCAGGUGACUGUGGCCGACCCAAGUCGAGGGGCUGGAGCCGGCGUGUCGUUGGCCGACAUCGAAACCAUUAAAGGCUUCUUGAAGAAGUGCUGGAGUGUUGACAUCAGCACCAAGGAGUACGCCUAUCUGAAGGGAGCCGUGCUCUUCAACCCGGAUCUGGAGGGUCUCCGCUGCCUACCGUACAUCCAGUCGCUGCGGCGCGAGGCCCACCAGGCCCUCAAUGAGCACGUCCGACUGAUCCAUCGCGAGGACGCCACACGCUUCGCCAAACUGCUCAUCGCCCUGUCCAUGCUGAGGUCCAUCAGCCCUUCGGUGGUGGCCCAGCUCUUCUUCAAGCCCAUCAUCGGGAGCGUCAACAUUGAGGAGGUGCUCAUGGAGAUGUUCUACGGGAAAUAAGGACCCCUUGCCCCCUCCACGCACCACUCCCAGGCCUCUACUACAGGUGACCCUCCAUCUGCCCGAUGGACUGAUAGGCGCUUAUUGGACAAGUGAGAAGAACUUACA
Syngnathus typhle (broad-nosed pipefish) is the source of this 1215-nucleotide messenger RNA. It is a transcript of the gene nr0b1, whose product is annotated as nuclear receptor subfamily 0, group B, member 1. Gene Ontology annotation, cellular component: cytoplasm; nucleus. The transcript has 2 exons. Gene Ontology annotation, biological process: negative regulation of transcription by RNA polymerase II. Gene Ontology annotation, molecular function: transcription factor binding; transcription corepressor activity. Lineage: Eukaryota; Metazoa; Chordata; Actinopteri; Syngnathiformes; Syngnathidae. Bases 163 to 1107 code for a protein of 314 amino acids. The record is from RefSeq and is a predicted model, not a curated record.